AUGACCUGUACGACCUAUCAGAUGGAGAGCCAGGUCCAAGUCGUGUCUGGCUACGGGAAUACCCCACCGAUGACUGCUAGUCGACCCGCCAGCUAUACUUAUGGGAACUUGGAGAGGUUGGUUGAUGAAGGGUCUAUCGAUCCUGACUAUUCCGCUGAUGUGGCUGAUGGUGAGCUAUCCCUCUCCGAUGGUUCUGAUGUAGCGGACAAUCCCAACUACGAGCAAGACCUCGAUGAGGCCAUAGAACUUCCCCUCAAACAAGACCUGCCUCUUCCCGACAUGUCUAACUUGGAACGUGUCACCGAAUUCCUUUGCGAGCAGUUUACCGGCGACUUCGGGGGUUGCUCAGAGGAUGCAGCAGCACGCCAUGCUACAAGUGUGGAUGGGUAUCACCACCCGCUACUGGCAACCCUCAUGGACGUCGCACCUCUCAGGCCCAAUCGUACUUGCGGGAUUUCUGGGAAAAGCUUUCCGGCCCCUAAUAAUAUGCCAGUUUCCGAACCGAAAGCGUCCAAUACUCUACGCAAUAGCUUUGAAGGACUCGACGGGAGCACUUCCCAACCCAAAAACAUAUGCAUUCACCUAGAUGACGUGCCUACGUCCCAGUCAGUCCAGGGCUUCGAUCUUGGCAGCUACAUUGUCUUCCUGUCGUCCUUUGCCGUGUUCUGCAAUGGCUUCCACUAUAACCCCUGUAGGGCUAUACAAAACCUGGUGAAGAGCGAUUUGCAUAUCAAGCGCAGGUGCACAUUCCAUGAUAGCAACGGUAGGCAGCGUCAGCAGCUGCAUAUGCUAAAGGAUACCCCUCAUGCCUACAUCAGCCAUAGCACUGAAAACCACCAUAGAGUAGGCGAAGAUGAGCGAGGCAGCAAAAGUAGCAGCAGAGCAUGGGAUUGA
Molecule: messenger RNA, 894 nt
Organism: Pseudogymnoascus destructans
Lineage: Eukaryota; Fungi; Ascomycota; Leotiomycetes; Thelebolales; Thelebolaceae
Exons: 1
Coding region: 1-894 (297 amino acids)
Source: RefSeq, a predicted model, not a curated record